This is a messenger RNA of Dermacentor albipictus, 3982 nucleotides long. RefSeq names its product neprilysin-like. NCBI's taxonomy places the organism in Eukaryota, Metazoa, Arthropoda, Arachnida, Ixodida, Ixodidae. Gene Ontology annotation, molecular function: metalloendopeptidase activity. Gene Ontology annotation, biological process: protein processing. Gene Ontology annotation, cellular component: plasma membrane. The record is from RefSeq and is a predicted model, not a curated record.
AUGGAGGACGCCGACGUGCUGGAGCUGAACGUGCGGCCUUCCUGCUUCGACCGCCGCGGCCCGCAACCGUUCAUCGCCGACCGCGCCGUCCGCUUCGUGUGCGCCUGCAACUACGCCGCCUACAGCGCGCUGGUCGUCGUCCUCGCCGUCCUGGUGAUGGGCCUCGUCAGCUAUCUGGUCAUCGUGCCGGGCCGAGGCGGCCUCGACUACACGCACCGGCGAUUCAACUUCACCGAUGAAUCGCCGGACGGAUUCGACGGUCAGGAUUUCUCGCCAACCGCUCAAGCCAGCGCAACAACGGUCGUCCACGAGAGGGAUCUGUGCGGCUCGCGCGAGUGCAACCACGAAGCGGUGCGCAUAGUCGGCUCGCUCAACGCGUCCGUGGACCCAUGCGACGACUUCUACGCCUACGUGUGCUCUGUCUGGAUGGACAAGCACCGUCCCACGAAAGGCCAGGACAGGCGGUCCGUUGACGACGACCUCUUGGACAGCUACUCUCGCUUCCUGGUCAGCGUGCUGGGUCACAGCAAUGCCGAGAUACCCGCGGCCAAGACCCUCUUCGACGCGUGCGUCGAACCGCCCGCCUCCCUGUUCAGGGACGUCAUCACCACCUUCUUCUACAUGGUGGGUCUACAGCACUGGCCUUACUCGCUUUCGGACAGGGUUAUGGCCGUGGACGUCGCCUCCAAGGUCGGCGCUCUUCACCGUCUCUUGGGGCUGGACAGCCUAUUUCACCUCUCCAUCAUCGAGGAUCCCGAAGACAAGUACACGUUCAUGUCCAUCGGUGAGCCCGACCUGGUGUCCGGAUUCAUCGAAGGAUCCUCCGUCGCAGAGUUCACCUUCUUGGCCAAGGCUCACGAAACGCUCAUGUCGUACCUGGGCAGGCCCAUGUCGACCAACGUUGCGGUGGUGGAGACGGACCUGGCGCGGCGCAUGGCCCCACGAAAGACUCCGGGUUGCUACGAGCUGCUGAGCCAGUGCACGACCGUGCGCCUAGACCAGCUGCCGAAGUCUCGCGUAGUCCACUGGACGCUGCUGGCGAAGGAAGCGUUCGGCGACCGCAUCGCGGCAGUGAACCGGUUCGUGAAGAUGCCCAACUACGAAUACCUGCUGAGCUUCGGCAGCGACGUGCAGCAGACCCUACGGAAGCCGGACAUUCUAAACUACCUGGCGUUCCGAGUCUGCAUGGCGCUAUCACCACUCAUCGCCAACGCCACCGUGCGCCACCGGCUUGCCUCCAUCGCGUACGGCCGCAACCCACGCGCUGCCCAGCCUAUGCUACCGGAGCACUACUGCGUAGGGUUCUUGGACCGUUUCGAGGCGCCCCUCGUCAUGGCGUUGGCAUACGACCAGUCCGUGGACAGAAUCUCGUGGGACCUUAUCCGGGAGCUCGUUUUGGGUCACCUCAACGCCACGCUAGCAAGACACCUCAGCUACGACUUCUCCCGUUGGUUUACGCGCGAGUUCGCCGAUCACGUCUCCCGACAGCUGACGCGGGUCUCAUGGGAGCCCCUGGCUCCUAAGAGGUUCUUCGACAAGGACUACCGCAGCAAGUACCUAAGCGGGCUUUAUAGGGAGGACUCCGGCAGCCAGCAGCUGCCUUCCUUCUUCUACUUCUGGCUUCAGCGAGCUGUAAAGAGGGCACGCGGCACCCUGGAGACGGCCGAAGAGGACCUCAGGUCCGGCUGGAACAAGGGCUUCCUCAGCACGUGGCCGCACCUCGGCGCUCCGUUUAGAAUCCUGGAAAUCCCGCUGCCGGUGUUCGACUUCGGCAUGCCCCUCGACCACAGGCUGCGCAAGUUUCACAUCGCUCGGGUCGGUACACGAGUCUACUGGAGCCUCUUGAAGUACAUCUACUUCCUGGCUUACGGUUUCUACCUAAACACUACGUGGUCCGACCCGGCCUCCGUGUUCGAGAACCUGCGCGGGUGCCUCCAGAAGGACUACGCCCGGAUGAGCGCUUCUGCGGGCCGGUCUCAGCUGCACACGCUGCUCCUCUUCGAGAAGACUUCGACCGCGGACAUGCUGGACGUCUUGGCAGUCGGCCUGGCCUACCAGUCAUUCGAGGAGUACAUGGUCAAGGAGGUCUCCAACUUCCGCUUCAGGGAGGCGCGCCAGUUCUCGCCAGAACAGCUGUUUUUCAUCUACUACGGGCUGAACCACUGCGAGAACGCGAACCCGCUCUUCGAGAGCUGGCAGCAGGCGAGCGACGUCAGCUCGGCGUGGGCCCGCGUCAACGGCCCCCUGAGACACGUGCCCGAAUUCGCGGCGGCCUUCGGCUGCCCCCUGGGUUCGUUCAUGAACCCGCACGACAAGUGCAGGCUAGAUGAGCUCAGCGCCACUAUGCGUCAGCCUUAACGGAAAUUCGUUAGGCUAUAUAUUUGACGGGGGCACAGAGUCCUAUGAUCUAAGGCUUCAGCGAGUUUAUAGGUUACCUGUGAUGAAGUGAAACGAUGCGACCCACGAUGUGCAGACGGCGAGAACACAGAUAUGUGCAGUCUCCCUGACACACUGUCUAUAUUAUGGCGAAGUAGUACUUAUAACUUAAGCCUUCAUGGACGACGUAGUUUUUCGCUUGCUGAUGCCCUGUCCGUGUCUUUAGCAUGAACGUUGUUGCUCACCGCUAUAUCACACGAUUUCCGCGGAUACUUUAAUUGGCCAAUUAUUUACGCGAUACACAACCGAACAUGAGUACAAUGGAGGCAAGCUACUUAAGUAUGGGACAAAUGAUGCUCCUGUAUGCGUGCAUCUAAAAAUGUCUUAACGUUUCUUCGAUACAGUGUUCUUUAUUUUUUAUGAAAAGAAAGGUACUUUUCGCAAUUUGAUGUUCAUGUAUAUAGCGUAUAGACUUUUCACACCGCGGCAGGCGCAUUUCCUCAUUGUCGGCGCGUUUGUCUUUUUUGAGAUUCAGGCUAGUGUGUUGAAGAUUACACCGGACGCUGUUUGGUUGAUUACGCAUGCGGCGGUUAUGUGGAGGAGGGCGUGUGGGUGCGCGUCAUUGUGGAUCAUUGCUUCUCAUCCUUUUGUAUAAGCGAGCAUUGCUUAUGCAUCCGCGGGGGGUUAGGGUGUUUUCAAUGCAAAUAAGCGUGACGGGUGUAUUUCUUUUACCUCGUUCACACCUAUAGCACCAAGUUGUUUGUGAAUAAACGUCUAGCGAUCGGGACACGAACGCGCAAUUGGGCACCCGUUGAACACGAACAAUUGAAGAAUACAAAUGGCGUCGGUGUAUCGCCACCAUUUGAUUUCUGCCGCACGAUUAACACGUUUGCAUCCGAGGAAAUGCAGUCAAGCGCUACGUGCACAACUUGAGCAGAUAAACCUCGCAUUGUUUAAGCGUGCGUCAACCGCAUUGAAUAUGUGUAAUAAUGAACUACGGGAGAGAGAGAGAAACAACUUUAUUGACCCAUAUGGAAAUGGAGCGCGUUAAGCGCCUGACGGGGUGGCACCCUCUUCACGGGUUCCAUAUGCUUCCAGGGACGCCUGGCACCUGUGGAUCAGUCGGAGCUGGUCUUGCAGGGCGUGACUGGAUAGCAUGAUCUCGCAUCCCCACCUUUAUGAACUACGGGACCUAGUCUGCUCAGGAUAAUGCUAUGCUGCGCUAAGGAAAGCGUAUAGAAAAGCGGAGGAGCGCAUAUGACGUUAUGAGAAGAGAGGAAGACACGGAACAGUCUCGCUGAGGUUGACGUCACGACGGUGGGUGGCACCGUGGAUGACUAAUCUUCCGCUGUUGGACUUUAGCUACGACGACUUUGUAUAAUGCGACUGUGUAUUGUGUGCGUAGAUCUUUAUCAAGAGUGCCCGGCGUUGUGGGUCGUCUUCGUGGUUCCACGUUUUCGGCCUGCCUUUGUUUUCGCGUAAAAUCGGCGAAUCUCUUGUGGAGUUUGUCUUUUUCAACGAGUCCGUGUUAAUCGGUGUUUACAUCUUUUACUUUUACUUGUCGAUUAUGCAAAUUUUUUUACUUUUAUUUUUCGCCUUUUGAAUG